UGAAUGGUCUCAAUCCUAUUUUGUAUCUCGCAUGAAGUGGUACUCGAUCUAUGUUCAUCUGGGAUAGGGGACGCUCAAUGCCUUGAUCCCCGAUUGUCAUGUCUGGCCAAUCUUGAAGGAUCUCCCUGUGAGGAUCUCCUGUACUCGACUUUCAUUCCUGUGACUUUCUGUUGAAAUGUUAUUAAAUUUUUCAAUCAUCCUGCUUCAUGACUGGUUGUGAUCCUGUAAAGUUGAAGCUGUGCCUUGUGGUCCUUCUCAACACGGUUCCUCCUUAACGUCUCUUCUUUUAUAAUUUCAUUUGAUUCAUCGGCAGCAGGUGCAUAUCAUAUUUUUCAAGAUUUUAAUCUACGAAAAUAUUCAAAUACUUACAUACAAGAUUUUUAACCUGUAGCUACUGCAACUCGAAAAGAAAAUGGGAAUUUUUGAACUAUCGCAAGAAGGAGAGGGAUGGGGCCCAGCUGGCGGCGUCUCUGCAGACCUCCCGCUCCCGAAAUACCCGAUCGAGAACAUCAACAGGUGAGACGAGAGGGCCUACUGUCUCACAUCAUUUUCGAUCUGAUGCUCUACCCUGAUGUACGGAAGGAAGCUCUAAUGAUUCAGAUCUAUCAACAUCAAGCCUCCCGUAUAUCAGAUACAACAUAUACUGCAAAUACUACAACUAGGUACCCACCUGCCCGUGUCGGAAAGGCUUGCGAUUUCACGCAGGCGACUCAAGACAGAAUUCGGCAGAUGCAGAAUGUGAAUAACCCCAAUAAGAAGCAGUUCCUGUGGGCUCAACAACAGCAACCUCUGGUCGUCGAAGAUGGGUACAACUUGGUCGAUACCAAAGCCAGCGCAAGAAAGAAGCAGAACAGCUAUCAAACAAGAUCGAAGCCGAAUCAUCAACAAAGUAUUUCGACUUCCGUGUUGACUUAUAAUUAGUACUUGUUGAUGAAAAUAUAGCUAUAACGACAAGAUGAAAGAUAAAGCGAUCCCAACCAGAUCAUAGGAAAACUCUACCCCACGAAUUGGUACACUACUACUACUCACCUGCAGUUCAAUUACUGUAGACCCAAUUAAAACUACCCGAUUCUCGCUUUAUUUGUGAUCCCUUCAGACGCGCAGAAGGCAGUAAAGCAGAUGAAUUAUCAAGAGGGUAUCCUCGGAAAGGCGACGAAGAUGAAACAACAAGUGCCAACGAAGACUCAGAAGGGAAAGGGCAAGGGAAAAGGCAACAUGCGGAAAAAUCAGACACCAACUUUCAAGGGUACUUAUGAAUGUUUAGACUGUUGUUGACAUUGACUUACAACUUCAACUAAUAUGAUUCCGUCUGCCACCAUUUCUUUUAUUGUCAUUCGCAAGAUUCGAAACCAAAGUCCAUCAUGGGAAGCCUUCAUUUAAACUAACAAAUAAUUAUAUAACCUUCAACUUCUCUCUCACACCCCCCACUGCUCCUUCUCCCCACGCCACGCACAGAUUGGUCCGUCCCAGUGAGAAACGACUGGGAAAUUUUGCAAGAAUUGCCGUUGACGGGAUUUGUGAAGAUGAAUAUCGAUGCACGGUUGGUGAAGGUAGAGGAUGUGGCAUGGUGUGGAAAAUUGUUCCCUAUGACGAAAGUGUACGACCGAACCACCUUUCGCACGUCAAAGCCUCUCCCAGUCGCAAACGACGUCAACUUCUUCAACGUAUAAACUACAAUUGUGAGUUGUUAGAGUUUGCGUUUGCUGACUAGGAUCGAUUGGUCCCAACUAUUUUUAGUAGUAGUAAAUGCUUUUUACAUUUACUUGCAUUCUUUUCCAUUUUUCCAUGCGAAGAACUGGAAUGGUUUUUUUGAAACUUCUACGUAAGUACAACAAUUCUCCAUUUUUCCAUGCGAAGAACUGGAAUGGUUUCAUCUUGAGACUUCUACGUAAGUACAACAACGGAAAGUACAUUUUUUCAGCCCACAACCGCGGAAGAUGAGACUAUCGAGGCUAUUAUGGCGGAUGACGAUUCCGUUGAUGUCGCAGGAACGGACCACAUCUUGGCCUGCCUGAUGGCCGCGGGUCGAUCAGUGUAUUCGUGGGAUAUUCUAGUGGUGAAGAGCGGCAGCAAGAUCAUGUUUAACAAGCGUGAGGGCGCUCCAUGCGACUUCCUGACAGUGAACGAAACGGCACAAGAGCCGCCAAGCUAUUCACCAGAGGAGCGUGACUCUAUCAACGCAGCACCAAAGCUCAGCAGGGAAGCAGCACGUAAGAACAUUUUUGCAACGCAAGACUUUGUUGAAGAAGAAGCAACUACUGAAGACUUUGUAGUUGACAUGAUUAAUUUGAAAGUUAUUUUACGUGGGGUUUUUAUUCAUAGAAGAUAUUCUUAGAUUCAAAACUCCUUGCUCGUCACAAAUCUCUCAUAUACUUACCACUGACUCGCGUUACCCCCAAUGAAUUAGGUGUGAACCAGAAUUUUGCUGAGGCGAUGGUGGACCGAAAUCAGACGCCAGAAAAGCACAAUCCCCAUCCUUUCGCGGAUGACGACGACGAGGAGGUUUCUGCGGCCUGCUACCGAUACAGAAAGAUCACUCUUCCCGGUGACAAGAAGAAUGCAGAUGCACAGCGUUCGGCCGAUGUCUCGAUGAUCGUGCGAACCGAAGUCAGCGGUAAGACUCCAACGCAGUACGUCAGCGCCAAGUGCCUGAACAACUUCGAAACCAAGAGCGCAACCAUGACCUGGAAGCAGCAUUUGGAAAACAUGCCAGGUGCGGUAUUGGCAAACGAACUGAAAAACAAUAGUUUCAAACUGGGACGAUGGGUGGCACAGGUACUCAUUGCUUAUACUAAUUUUCCGCCUACAACUGCUAUUCUCGAGAUUUGAAGAUCAAGUAAGCGAUACAGCAGGACUGCAACUCGCAAUCACGACCGAUGAAGUUGCGCUUUACAAGUCCUUUUCCCCUUACCCUUUGGACAUCACAACUCUUUCUCUUUCUCUCGAUCUUCCCCACACACCAUGUCCCACACACUCACACACCUAACGACCAUCACCUCACCAGGCUAUCCUCGCUGGUUGCGAGCAGAUUCGUUUGGGUUAUGCGGUCCGACAGCGCGUGACGGAUCCGAUGCUGCACGAGAUCGUGAAAGUGCAGGCUCAGCCGACCGCGCAGCUCGCCGCCCAGAUUUCUCUCUCCGCCAACAACGCCUAUGGUAUCCUGCGUAACUUAAUCGACCUGUUGCGAGACCAGGAAGAUGGGCAGUUCAUCCUCCUGAAGGAUCCGAACAAGCCGAUCUUGCGUCUCUACUCCACGCCGGAUGGCGCCUUCGACGAAGACGACGAGGAAGAAGAUGGCGAAGAGGAGGAAGAGGAUGAUGAGGAAUAAGAUUCUCCUCAAUCUGAUUGAGGAGGACUAGGAGAUCAGAAGGACAAGGCUAGGUCACCUGCUGCUUCACAAGGAAGUGGCAAAUUCCAUUGGAGAAAGAAGAACAAGAUGAAGAAGGAAGUGAGGAAUAAUAGGCAGGAGCAGACAACCUCUCUUAGAAGUAUUUCAUGAAGAAUCAAAGGAGCAGGUGCAGUAAGAAGAGCAUCAUCUUCGCACUGUUGCCGCUUGGCAAGGAACAAUUUUAGAUGGGGCACCGUGUGAAUCGUGGAGUCUACGCGGAUGCUGCGAUCCUCUCAGCGGGGCAAAGACGAACUACAAGUACUUAUGUGCAUGGUUUAAGACUGACUCUCGUCAUAGCAGCACCAGCCAUCAUGUUUUGUUACUAGGGACAACGAUGCUGAACACGCUUAUUUCGUCUUGUUGUUGUUUCUUCGAUUAGCUUGGUAGCUACGUAGUUGUCUUCCAGUUGUCCUCCUGCUCGAAAUAGUCAAAUUGUAUCACCCAUCAUGUCAUCAAAUGUUUCAUAAGCACCAGAUUAAUACUUCGAACGACAUAAGUACUUUUAGCGUACAAAAAGACCUUGAACUAGAUGUUUUCAGACUUGUCAACAUGGGCCCGAAUAUACGGGCAUAUGCAUACAGUUACAGGUAAGAUGUCCGAUUUUCAUGGGUCAUCUUAGCUACAUUCAAGAAAUCGUAUCGAUGUCAUUUUCAUAAAUCCUUGUCCUAAUACAAACGUCCCUAGAUAAUUUGAAACUGAAUACUGCGCACACGAUCUUCAAACCUCUAAAUGUUACAACAAGAUGAAUCUCACCGUUCAGAUUCAAGAUGAUGUCACAUGUCUGUUAACGUGUGAUGACACUGGCACAUAAAUGAAUUGCUGCAGAACUACAACAUCCCAAGACAGGUGCACACCACAAUGAUCAAUGUGGCAAACCAAUAAGCACACACUGACUUCAACCGCCUAACGCCUUGAC
Amoebophrya sp. A25 is the source of this 4304-nucleotide messenger RNA. NCBI's taxonomy places the organism in Eukaryota, Dinophyceae, Syndiniales, Amoebophryaceae. The record is from the annotation of a GenBank genome assembly.